AUGACUGGCAAUCGAGGUCCUCAAAUAAUAGCAGUUGUCGUUACCUUUUACAUUACGAGUUUAAUAACGAUUGGUCUUCGAUUCUAUACUCAUGGUUUUAUUCUCAAGCGCUUCUUUGCCGAAGAUUACAUAUCACUUGUUGCACUUGUUCUCUACACUGGAUAUUCAGCAUGUGGACUUCUUAGCGUGAAAUAUGGCCUGGGUCAACACGUUGUUGACGUCCCACCUGAAGACCGUCCAAAUGCCAUCAUGUACCGCUGGAUAGUUUCUGUGCUGUAUAUUGUCCUUUCGCUCCUCACAAAAUGGAUAGUCGGCCUCUUCCUGCUACGCAUAUGUCCCGCUAGACGAUGGCGACAAAUUACCAUCCGCACCUUGCUAGGCGUCGUUACCAUUUUCAGCAUCAUCUACUUCUUUAUCGAUAUCUGGAGUUGCCAGCCAGUAGAGUACAUGUGGACGAGAUACAACCCAAUCCCACCCGCUGAAGGAACUUGUAAUGCGGCAAACUAUGUCAUUAUUCUCACAUUGGCAUCCGCUCUCCUCAAUGUCAUUGCCGACGUCGUAUUGCCGCUCCUCCCUGCUACAUUGAUAUGGAAGGCUCAACUACCACGCCGAGAAAAGAUUUCGGUCAUCUGCUUGCUCUUAUUAGGGUCCAUAGCCUCGGUUGCUACCAUUGUUCGCAUACCAUAUGCAAACGGCAUGCUAGACAACCCGGACUACCUUUACACGUCGACCGACUUGGGCAUAUGGAGUACACUAGAAAUUGGAAUCGCCUUGACGGCUUCCUCUCUAGCGACUCUGAAGCCCUUGAUGAAGAGGAUACGUGUCUUUAGCAGUUUCUCCGACUUGAACUACUUGACGGCCGGUAGUCGCGGGCGGGCUAACAACACGGCGUCUUCCACGAAUGCCGCUGGCGGCCAAUCUAAUACCUUGGCGGGAGAUAACCUCGAAACUGUGCUCUCUGCUAAUGGUGAGAGACAAGAGCAAUGGCCAAAUAGGAGAGACAAUAAAGGGUCGAUGGAUGUAGAGCUGGUGGCAAAUUAUAGAGGCACAAAUAGUCCCAGCCGGAGUCAUGACACUGAUGUUGAAUCUGGCUAUGAUGUAAAAGGGACGCAAAGCAGGUCCUGGCUGCGCGACUAA
Messenger RNA from Pochonia chlamydosporia 170, 1137 nucleotides. RefSeq names its product cation-transporting ATPase 4. The transcript is spliced from 3 exons. Lineage: Eukaryota; Fungi; Ascomycota; Sordariomycetes; Hypocreales; Clavicipitaceae. The record is from RefSeq and is a predicted model, not a curated record. The coding region runs from base 1 to 1137 and encodes 378 amino acids.